This is a messenger RNA of Hippocampus zosterae (dwarf seahorse), 5347 nucleotides long. RefSeq names its product myomesin-2-like. Gene Ontology annotation, molecular function: protein binding. Lineage: Eukaryota; Metazoa; Chordata; Actinopteri; Syngnathiformes; Syngnathidae. The transcript is spliced from 33 exons. Bases 50 to 4390 code for a protein of 1446 amino acids. The record is from RefSeq and is a predicted model, not a curated record.
GGUCCCCCCCACAAGGCCUCCUCGUCCUCCCUUUCCAGCGUUGUCCGUCAUGGCUUCCAAAGUCAUUCCCUGGUAUAAGCGGAAGAGCGGCAGCCAAGUGAAAAGCGAUCUGGCUUAUCAGUACAGCAGCAAGCGCGUCAUCUCGCUGCAGACGGCGCAAAGCAGAAAGUCGCGUUCCCAGUCGGCGAGGCAGGUGCAGGCCGGGGCCACAGAGGCGAUGGCGGAGGCAGCGUACACCAUCCCGGUGUUCCGGCAGAGGACUAGCGAGGAGAUGGGAGAGAUUGAGGAGUACCAGCGAGUGAGCCGAAAAGUGGAAAAGGGCUUGGCUGCCAUCCAGGAGGAACUCCAAAGGAUGAGGAUCGCCACCAAGGCUCAAGUGGACAGCCUGGCCAUCGACAGAGAGGUGAAGGAGAAGAUGUACCGGAAAGUGGAUUUGCCGCGGGAAAUCCCGCGCGUGCCCGACUUCAUCGUGGCCCUGCGGCCUCACACCGUGUGGGAGAAGAUGUCCGUCAAGCUCUUCUGCACCGUGCUGGGGACCCCCAUGCCUGUCGUCAGAUGGUACAAAGGAGGCGUCCCGGUGGACCCCCUGAGCGCCCCGGGGAAGUACAAGAUAGACAGCAAGUACGGAGUCCACAGUUUGAUCAUUAGCAGGUGCGUUCUGAGCGACACGGCCGAGUACAGCGCCGUGGCCACCAACCCCCACGGCACAGCCACCAGCGCGGCCGCGGUCGCCGUCAGGAGCGCAAGCGGAGGCGCGUGGUCCAGCCAGAUCGGUCUGGCCCCCCGUCCGAGCGGGGCCCACUCCAGUAAGCUGGAGGUGAGCCUGGUGCAUUGCUUCCCGGUCACCUUCGGCGUGGAGGGCGAGUCGGCCAGCCUGCUGUGCUCCCUGGUGGUGGUCCCCGACCUCCCCAACCUGCCGCCCUUCAUCGAGUGGUACCGCGACGAUCAACUUUUGCAGCCCGGCCCCCUGGUGGACAUGUCGCUGGCCGGCAGCGUGGCCCGCCUGGCGCUGCCCCGCCUGGCCAAGGACGACGAGGGCCUCUACACCAUCCGCGUGUACACCAAAGACGGGGCCUCCGAGCACUGCGCCUACCUCUUCGUCUCAGACGCCGCCCCGCCGGUGGCCGGGGCUCCCGGAGCCCCCGUCGAUGUCAAGGCUUACGACGUCAACUCGGACUACAUCCUGGUUGCCUGGAAAGCGCCCAACACCGUUAACGAGGCGGCCGUCAGCGGCUACUUUGUGGACAGGUGCGAGGCAGGGAGCGACUCGUGGACGCAGUGCAACGACGCCCCGGUGAAGGUGUGCAAGUACCCGGUGGCCGACCUGAAGGCGGGCCACUCGUACCGCUUCCGCGUGCGAGCCGUGAACGGCGCCGGCGUCAGCAGGGCCUCGCGACCCUCCGACGCCGUCGUGGCCCUCGAUGCCGCCGAGAGCGCCCGGAUGGAAGGUGGCGCCCAAGGCGUGGCGUCCGCUCCCGGGCAACCGGUCGCAACCCGCAACACCAAGUCGUCCGUCUUCGUCCAGUGGGAGCCGCCCACGCACGGACAGCAAGGCCUGAUGGGCUACUACAUCGACGCCCGCGCGGUGGGCAGUGAGGACUGGUUCGCCUGCAACAACAAACCGUUCAAACACAACAGGUUUGUGGUGCAUGGCCUUACGCCGGGGGAGAGCUACGUGUUUCGGGUGCAAGCCGUCAACGUUUUCGGCCUGAGCGAAGAGUCCCAGGAGUCGGGACCCAUCGCGGUGGAGCCGGCCCUGGCCCCCCCCAGCGCCCCCUACGGCAUCAGCCUGCUGAACUGCGACGGCUCCUCCAUGACGGUGUCCUGGAGCAGCCCCAAGAGCUGCGGCGGCUCCAAGAUCACUGCCUACUACGUGGACAGACGAGACGUCGACACCCUGGUCUGGAAAGAGGUCAAUGUGGGCGCCAUCGUGGACCCAGUGUGCACAGUGGAUAAUCUGACUGAAGGGACCUUCUAUGAGUUCAAAGUUCAAGCGGCCAACAUGGCAGGCGUGGGCGUGCCCUCGGCCCCCAGUCUGCCGAUGAAGUGUGAGGCGUGGACCGCGGAGCAGCCAGGUCCAGCUUAUGACCUGACCUUCAGCGAGGUCCGUAGUCAUUCCCUGGUCCUGGUUUGGAAAGCUCCGGUCUACACUGGGUCAAGCGCCGUCUCCGGGUACUUUGUGGACAUGGCCAAGAAGGGCUCUUGCGAUUUUGUCGCCCUGAACGAGAACGCCAUCACUCGGCGCUACAUGCAGGUGAGCGGUCUGGAGGAGGGCGAGUGGUACGUGUUCCGGGUUCGUGCCGUCAACACUCACGGCAUCGGUAGACCCUCCCUGGUGACCGAGGCUGUCUGCGCCAAACCUCCUCCAGGCACCAAGGAGAUCGUGGCCGGUGUGGAUGAGGAAACGGGUGACGUCUACCUGUCCCUGGAGGCCAGUGACGUCAGCCCCGCCUCUGCCUUCGUGUGGUCCAAGAACUACAAGCCCAUCGGCGAAUGCCCUCGCGUCUGCGUCACCACCAAAGGACGCACUUCCAGACUGAGUUUCCUGAACCCCGACAAAGACGAUCUGGGCCGCUACUCCGUGCUGGUCACCGACACCGACGGCGUUUCUGCCAGCCACACGCUCUCCGAGGACGCGCUCAACUCCAUGCUGGAGCUCAGCAACGCCAUCAGGAACCCCGUCGUUCCACUCAAGCACGGCCUGAACUACGAGGUCCUGGAGAAAGGCCACGUGCGCUUCUGGGUGCAGGCCGUCAAGCUGACGCCCGCCGUGACGUACAGGUUCGUCGUCAACAACGAGGAGGUGACCAGCGGCGAGGGCCGCAAGAUAAGCCACGACGUGUCCACGGGCGUCAUCCAGAUGAUGGUGGAGAAUUUCACCCGGGAGAGCGAGGGCACCUACACGGUGCAAAUCCACGACGGCAAGGCCAAAGCGCAGAGCUCCCUGGUCCUGGUCGGAGAUGUGUUCCUGGCUGCUCUGAAGGAAGCCGAGUUGCAGAGGAGAGACUUUGUCAGGAAGCAAGGUGCCCAUUUCUCCGAGUACCUGUCUUUCGCCGUGACCGAGGACUGCGGCGUGAUGCUGGCCUGCAAGGUGGCCAACGUGAAAAAGGAGACCGCCUUCCACUGGUACAAAGAUGACGAGGCCAUGGUUCCGGAAACGCCGCCCAACGUCAUGUCGGGAUCCUGCACCCUUCCCAUCCCGCAGUUCUCCAGGAAGGAUCAGGGCGUGUACAAGGCCGUGAUCGGAGACGAGCGCGGCAAGGACACGUCAACCUACGACAUCUCGGGGCAAGUCUUUGAUGACAUCAUCAACGCCCUCGCCAGCAUCGCAGGCGAAUCGGCCUCCGAGAUGGUGCUCCAGUGUACUCCGGAGGGCAUCCGUCUGCAGUGCUACAUGAACUACUACACGGAGGAGAUGAAGACUACGUGGAAACACAAGGAGAGCAAGAUCGCCUCCUCGGAGAAGAUGAAGAUCGGCGGCACGGCCGAGAUGGCCUGGAUGCAGAUCUGCGACCCGUCCGACAAGGAGAAGGGUCUGUACACCAUCGAGAUCUCAGACGGCGUCAAGACCCACGCCAGGACCUUCGACCUUUCCGGACAAGCUUACACCGACGCCUACGAGGAGUACCUCAGACUAAAGGCCGCUGCCUUUGCGGAGAAAAACCGUGGCCGAGUGCUGGGCGGCCUGCCCGACGUGGUCACCAUCAUGGAGGAUAAGUCCCUGAGCCUGACUUGCACCGUGUGGGGCGACCCCACCCCUGAGGUCACCUGGUUCAAGAAUGAGCAGGAGGUGGUCUCCACCGAGCACACCAGGAUCACUUUUGAUAGCGGAAAGUUCUCCAGUCUGCUCAUCAACCGGGUCACGCCCGAAGACUCCGGCAAGUACAGCAUCAACGUGCGCAACAAGUACGGCGGCGAGUUUGUGGAAAUCACCGUCAGCGUGUACCGCCACGGAGAGCAGAUCCCAGAGUCCAAGCUGGCCCGCGCCAAGAUGGCCACGCCCGCUGUCAUACCGCCCUCCAAGACGCCCACCCCCAAAGCGUCCAGUCAGUCCCCAGCCAUGUCCGCGAAGAGCCCCACACCCGCCGCCACCACCCCCAAAUCCCCAACCCCAGGCCCCAAGUCCCCAACCCCAGCCCCCAAAUCCCCAACCCCAGCCCCCACGUCUCCCACCCCAGCCGCCAAAUCUCCCACCCCGGCCCUCAAAUCUCCCACCCCAGCUCCCAAGUCACCCACUCCAGCCCCCAAAGCUCCGACCCCAAUUGAAAAGUCCUCGACUCCUACCCCUCAGUCCCCCACCCCCACCCCGAGACCUAAGUCCCCAACCCCCGGUGUCAAGUCCCCCACUCCGUCCAGAUCCAUGAAGUCUCCAACCCCACCCGCGAAGUAGUUGGUGGACCGCCCCCACCCUAAAAUCCCCUUCCCCUAGCCUCAAAAACUCCCAACCCAAAAAUGUCCUUGUUUGAAAUCCAAAACUCCCUUGGGAAUGUCUCCGACUCCACCCUUUGAUUAUCUGACGCAUAGCCUGACUCGUACCAAAGUCCCCAACUCCCUAGUAUCAACCCACCUACGCUGUCCAGAUUAAAAAAUUUUCCCGUCUCUCCUGGGAGGUAGAUUGUGCCCCAAGACAGUCCCAAAGUCCCUUUCUUGGCCCGACAAUCGCCUACCCCAGCCCCCGAAUCAUGAGUUCAAGUUUCUGACUUCCUUAGGAAUGUUCUACAAUCUGCUCCCCCACCCCUUUGCCCCCCAAAUUUCCGACACGUACCCUGACGCCAAAAGUUCCCUCCCCCUCUCGUCAUCCUGAACGUGAUGGGCCCUGUUGUCACCCACCCCGCACCGUGAAAUCUUCCACUCACCCCCAAAUUCCCCACCCGACUCUCCAAAUCGGCCUUGGAAAUGUCCCCCGGGCCCCCCAUUAUGAAGUUGCCGCCACAGCCCAGAUUCAGGAAGUCUCCGAUCUCGCCGAGGAAGGUGGUGAGGGUGUUUAGCAUCCGAAUGAAAUUGCUCAGUGGGAAACGGAAAGAGAAAAAGUGAACUUUCAUGGUGUCUUGAAGAGAUUUGCAAUGUGACUUGAUAAGUUGAAAAGCUAGCGCUAGCGGAAUGCUCUGGGGGAGUGGUCUCAGCGUGGUUUUUAGCACUUCUUGGGUUUUUGGUGGGGGGAGUGGGAUCAUCUCAAGUUUUCAGCACUAAAGCGAGAGCUGGGAUACAAAUUGUUUUUUUUUUUUUUUGUGGUUGAAAUUAAACAACCAAGUCAAGUGACACGGCCACAAAUUAGCGUUUUGUGCCCACUUGAUGUAUCGACAAUAUGCUUUUUUUUUCUUUUUUGGGGAGGUGUGAAGCAAAAUAU